Sphaerulina musiva SO2202 is the source of this 1527-nucleotide messenger RNA. RefSeq lists its product as uncharacterized. The transcript has a single exon. Lineage: Eukaryota; Fungi; Ascomycota; Dothideomycetes; Mycosphaerellales; Mycosphaerellaceae. The record is from RefSeq and is a predicted model, not a curated record. The coding region runs from base 1051 to 1398 and encodes 115 amino acids.
AACAGCCAUCGAAACAGAAGAGAAAAGAGAAGCUUGGCAUCUGCACUGUGCCGUGUGUAUUGCUUUGAGUUGCGAAUUGCCACCUCUCGAAUUCAUGAGCAUGACGGCAAAUAUGGGCAGCUGGGCCCAACUACGGCAGCAAGCACGAUCGCAGGAGACGCAGACCGAGUCUCUCUUCCAUACUUACGCGCAAUUUGCCUCCAAAACCGACCUGGACCCGCAGCCUAGCGAGGUUGAGCGGCGCACCGAAGAGCAGCUCAUUCAGCUAUUAGAGAAGGUCGUCCUCUUCCCCCUUUCACUUGACACGCGGCGAGCGGCGAGCGGACCCGCUGGGCUUGAUACUACGUUGCAAUGCACUGUGCUGUACUGACGGUGUCCCUCAGCGUACUGCAACCCUCGCCUCCCUCCAGAGGAGCCUCGACUCAGAACCUACGCCGUCAGCUCUCAAAUCGACAAACUUGGCACGCCACCGCGAGAUUCUCUCCCAGCACCGAUCCGAAUUGUCGCGCCUCAAAUCGCAAAUCUCGCAGUCUCGCGAUCGCGCCAAUUUGCUUUCUAACGUUCGCAAAGACAUUUCCUCGUACCGGAAUGCGCAGAAUCCGGAAGCACAGGAGGCCGAGUACAUGCUACAGGAACGAAACCGGCUUGAUCGUUCCCACAAUGUGGCCGACAGUGUGCUCAGUCAGGCAUACGCCGUGAACGAGAGUUUCGGUCUGCAAAGAGAGAGCUUAGCCGGCAUCCAGAGGAGGAUCACUGGUGCAGCAGCACAGAUCCCUGGCAUCAACGGCUUGAUGCAGAGAAUUGGUAGCAAGAAGCGAAGAGACGGCAUUAUAUUGGGCUCCUUUAUCGCUAUCUGCUUCUUGGUGCUGUUAUGGUUCUGGUGAAUAGUCAUGGGAUACGACGAGAACUUCCGUUGCUCGGCAUCCUUAUGAUUUCUCCGGUGUAUCUGCGCACUUGCGCCUCGACACUCGUGCCUUUGGAACACUUACCACUCGCAAAAAUUGCGUGGACAGGAAGAGUCACUCCGACCAGACCGAGGGCGUGAUCAAAAUGGACGAGCUGAUUAUGCUUGAAUCCAUGCCACCACGUUUGUAUCUGCAACAGCAAGCCGAUCGACCCGACGAAGCCAGGCUCGGGUUCAAUGCCCUGCGCCUUCAGGUGAAAUCAACGCUGGCCUCCCCUCCGAGGAAUUGUUCUUCCGAGUGCUCCAAUCUUGGCCACCAGCCUACUAUAAUGUAUCGAUUGGAUACACUGGUGCGCACUCGUUGGACAUGGAUCGAACAUGUUGAGGGUGCGAAGAAGAGUCCCGGGUUCUCGGCAAACGUCAACCUUGGACGUGCUACGACAGCGGCACUGCACAAAGGGCUGGAAAUCUUUGCUCGGGUCGUUACUGAGUAGCAUGAUGUUGAUGAUCUCGCAUUGAAUUCCAUUGUUUACUGAAGCAACACACGUAGGAGACCACAGAGUCUCAAAGGAAGUCUAUAGUGGUAUAGUGGCAUAGUGGAAGCUAAAUUGAGUCUAUCAAAG